Messenger RNA from Schistosoma rodhaini, 1038 nucleotides. The record is from the annotation of a GenBank genome assembly. Lineage: Eukaryota; Metazoa; Platyhelminthes; Trematoda; Strigeidida; Schistosomatidae.
AUCUGAUCACACAUAUACUUGUUAGGAACAUUUUUUAUAUGAAAAUUAAAAGGUCAACUAGACAGGUUAAGGUAAGAAAAUAAAUAAAGUACACAAAAACAAUGUGAAGUAGAAGAGAAGAUGGUUCCAUCCAACGUUCGAUAUAUAGAAAGCCGACAUGGACGGGGCAAUACCUUAAUUUCCAUAGUCACUGCCCAAUUCAUUACAAACGUGGGUUAAUUAAGGGCUUAUUCAAUAGAAUCAAUCGUAUUUGUACUAGUGAUACUAUUGAAAUAGAAACGAAGCUUCUAACUAAUACGUUAAUGAAUAACGGUUAUUCAUUUAAGUUCAUAAACCGCUGGAAGGGUUGCAAUACGAUUAGACCUAUUACGCUUCUGGCACCCAAAAAGCGAGUUUAUAUUACAUUACCAUUUAGAAGUGACUCUAAUAGUCUCAUGUUAAGACGGAGACUAAAAUUAGCCAUAAAUAGGACAUUCUAUGCAGCUCAACUUGUCAUCAUUGAAAAGAUAAGGUCGAUGUUUCACCAAAAACCUAGACAGCACAUAAACGAUUGCGUCACAUCCCAUUGUGUAUACCAAUUUACAUGUAUGUGCGGUAACACGUACAUAGGGAGGAGCAAUCGUGAUUUGCAAAUAAGGGUGGUGGAACACAUACCUAAAUGGCUACAGAACCAAAUGAAUUCGAAUAGUCAAAUAAGAUCACAGGACAGACAAACAUCUUCCUCUAUUGCGAAACAUUUAGUUGAAACUGGUCAUAAGGUUGACAUCAAAUCAGCAUUUGUAGUGUUGUACAAAAGCCUUCAAGGACGUAUACUAAGGUUUAUUGAAGCCUUGGCUAUACGGAAAUUGAAACCCCCUUUAUGUGUUCAAAAACAAUUUGUUCUUACCCUUAACCUACCCUGGUAAUGCUUAUUUAUUAUCCAGAGUAGUCAUCACAUUGUUUUUGUGUACUUUAUUUAUUUUCUUACCUUAACCUGUCUAGUUGACCUUUUAAUUUUCAUAUAAAAAAUGUUCCUAACAAGUAUAUGUGUGAUCAGAU